Messenger RNA from Aspergillus ruber CBS 135680, 981 nucleotides. RefSeq names its product putative gamma-cysteine synthetase regulatory subunit. NCBI's taxonomy places the organism in Eukaryota, Fungi, Ascomycota, Eurotiomycetes, Eurotiales, Aspergillaceae. The transcript is spliced from 2 exons. The record is from RefSeq and is a predicted model, not a curated record. Gene Ontology annotation, molecular function: glutamate-cysteine ligase catalytic subunit binding; enzyme regulator activity. Gene Ontology annotation, biological process: glutathione biosynthetic process. The coding region runs from base 1 to 981 and encodes 326 amino acids. Gene Ontology annotation, cellular component: glutamate-cysteine ligase complex.
AUGAAGCUAGUCCUCUCUACCUCAAAUCUCAUGAAAGGCGGCGGCUCCUCUGUAAUCCGGCGCCCAACAACCGAGAAGUCCAACGUCGAACUAAUCAAUGCUUUACGUUCGAACUUCCAAGCCUCGCAACACGAAUCCACCAACGGCUCCUCGACCAACCCCUCCAACGGCACUACCCCGACGACGAAUGGAUACAAAUCCUGGACCUCCGAGCACGACGGCACACUGUACAUCCCUGCGCACGACUUCUCGCAACCGGGCCUGAGCGAAGAACGAUCUCAGUACGACAUUACCGUGAAACUAUUCUAUCUCCCAGGAAUCCCGGUAUCGAGACGAUGCGCGCACACGCGGGAGGCGAUCGAUCUCGUUCUGAAAGAGCUAGGCGUUGACUCGAUUGAUCUUCUCAUCGUUUCGUUUCCAGGUGUUUUAUUCGACGCAGAAGACGAUAGCGAAGACGAAGAUGAAGCUACAGAAGGCGAAGACACGGGUGCAAAUGAGGGACAGGCGGAGCAGCCGGAUGACUUUGAUAGUAUGGUGCAGACCUGGCGCACGCUUGAGCAACUACAGAAUGAAGGGAUGAUUUCGCAGCUUGGCGUUGCGGAGUUUGGCAGUGAGAGGCUUGCGCGCUUCCUUGCGCAUACCGAUGUGAAGCCUUCUGUCGAUCAGAUUAACCUCAAGGACUGCUGCGUCGUGCCGAAGUCGUUGAUUCUCUACGCGAAGCAGGAGCAUAUCCAACUCUUGACGCACAAUGACUGUAAUGAUAUCUUGCCUGUCGGAACGACGAGGGAGCUACUUGGGCCUGGGGAGUCUGGGGUGGGGAUUCUGGCUUCGGCGCCGGAUAAGCAGGAUGGGAUCCAGGGUGAUGUCGAGCCGCAGUGGGUGGUGAAGUACACGGCUGUUGUCAAGGACCGGGGAGUUGUUGAGAAUAAGGGAUAUUUUGCGCUGGCUGAUAUAGGGAACUGUGUGCGGACGGGGUCGUGA